Molecule: messenger RNA, 1897 nt
Organism: Caenorhabditis sp. 36 PRJEB53466
Lineage: Eukaryota; Metazoa; Nematoda; Chromadorea; Rhabditida; Rhabditidae
Source: the annotation of a GenBank genome assembly
AUGUCAAGAAGCGAAGAAGAAAAGCGGUUCGACAAGUACAUUCUUCAACUCUGCAAGUUUGGCGAAACAGAGAAUGUCCAUUCUCCAACAAUGGCAAUGCUUCGCAAAAAGUGAGUUAACACAGACAAAUGAUACUAAAGAUUCAUAACAUUCAGAGCUCAAAAACAGCUAAUUGAGCUGAUAAAGAAAGGAAUCGACUGUAAUCACAGGCUGAGCAAACUGUGGACAUACGGAUAUUACCAGCCGUAUCAGUUUUUCAUUCGAGUGAGUUUCUGUUCUUCUCGAAAAGAAAAAGAAACGUAAUAUUCGUUUCAGGAGAGCGAAAAUGUCAUGGAAACGCCGACAUUGCUCACGAUGUUUUGCGGAGAAAUGCACGAAUUUCUGCAGGUCUCCGAUCAAUACGCCGCUCAGAUCAAUCUCUAUCUCGGGGACCUCCAUCGAUACAUGCCCGACGACGAGAUUCAGAAGUCGUUGGCGGCCGGAUUCUACGCACGGAGCGUCGAGUUGAAUCCCCAGAACGGAAGAGCGUUCGAUGUGUUCCUGACCGUCAAACCGAACCCGACUCUGGCCGAAAAAUGCAGGCAAGACAUUGUAGAUAUAUUUCUAAUUACCAUUGCGUUUACAGACUGCUCAUCCUCGCACAACUCGCUGAAAAAGCGUAUGAUACUGACAAAAAGCUGGAAGAGAUUCUGAACGAUUCCGGCGAUGAAAAGUUCCUCGUCGAUUUUGUGAACUGGGCGUUGUUUGCAAAGUCGGGAAAAGCGGAACAUCAGAAGAUCGGAAUGGAACUGAUUCAAGAGUUCAAGGAGAUCCUCGGAAAGAAUCGAGACGCCGAUUGGCCGAUGAUUCUGUCCGCGUGUCGGUUGGCUUCCCAACUCUCGAUGGAGAAUGACGGAUGUAUAUCUUAAUUGAAAAUUUUGAAUUUCUAAAUUAUUCAAAUUUUCUUUUCAGUCAUCCGAUACAUGGAUUCGUUCGAUGUGAUCACCGAGCUCUAUCUCUGUUUUUAUGCGAACGAAAUGAUGGAUACUCGGUUCCUUUCCGAGGCGAUCACCUGGAUAUGCGCUGUCUCGGAGAACUUCGGAAGAUGGGACAUGUUCAAGAAUCAGCCCAACUUUUCUUCCGUCUCUAACUUCUCUAAAACCGUAAGCUUUUAACAGAAUUCUCCGCGUACACUGCUGUAUUUUUUAAGAAAUGGUGCGAGUUGAACGACGCCGUCCUGAACCACGUGAACAUCGUUUUCGCGUCGGCCUCCCUUUCCCCGCUCAUUUCCUCUUCUUCCUAUUCCACCAGUCUCCUUCUAAAUGGACCUAAAUCGGAGCCAACUUUGGAGCAUCUCAGCAGUUCUGUUCAUCAGCUGCUCUCCCUCAAGUAUCCGACGAUGAAAUUGAACUCGGAGAGAAAAACCUCUGAACCUCUUCUCCGUCGAAUCAAUCAAUUGGUUGCGAAGCGUCUGGAAGUGUCAAUAGAGCAGCUCGUCGAGAAAGUGAGCCAAAUGAACCGGGAAGACUGGAAACCAGUGUACGUAGUGAUGAACUACGAGACGAUAGUGAGCAUGAUACGGCUCGCGCGCAAAAUUUGGGAAAUGGACGACUUUAUCUGCGUGCUCCCGUCGUCUGUGCUCGAAGAGUUGGACAGAGAGAAGACGCGGAACAAGUCGGUGCGUCCCGUGAUCAGGGCGCUCAUGGAGAACCAGUCGGUCGGACGGAUCCUCAUGAAAGAGUGCUCGGACGUGAUGGAUUGUGUCGAAAAGUGUGUGCAGAGUGUUCGAGUCAAGGAAAACUCGCAGGAUCACAAGCAGAUUGUCGCUGUGCUUUGCGAGAAUCCGAAUGAGAAUGAGCCGAUCGAUGGAGUCACGUUCUACAAAAUCGCAGAGUUCUACAAAAAGUGUCUCGCCUGA